AAUAUGGACACUGCUUAGAGGGGAGCGGGCACACCCACCACCUGUCUUCUUGUUCUUCCCGUCUGCCUUCUAAGUGGGGAGAACCGACCGAGAGAUCCCUAUAAACCCGUGGGGGCUUCUUCGCAAGUGCUGUGGUUAGCCAUCUGCGAGAUCUCUUCUCCUUACAUCUCAACUCAGCAAAUCCGCACCUCUCUUCUUUGCUCCUUUUCUUUCUGGUGCUUGUCGAGAGAGAGGAAAGAGAGAUAAUGGCGAGCUCAAUGGAUCUGGCAGACGUUCCAUCCGUCGAUCUGAUGACGGAGCUCCUCCGUCGGAUGAAAUGCGCCAAUAAACCCGAUAAAAGACUCAUUUUGAUAGGCCCACCAGGAUCUGGAAAGGGUACACAGUCACCCAUUAUUAAGGAUGAUUACUGUUUGUGCCACUUGGCGACUGGUGAUAUGCUGAGAGCUGCUGUUGCUGCUAAAACUCCUCUUGGUAUCAAAGCUAAAGAGGCCAUGGACAAGGGAGAAUUAGUCUCAGAUGAUUUGGUGGUUGGAAUAAUUGAUGAAGCAAUAAAGAAACCUUCCUGUCAGAAAGGCUUCAUACUUGACGGAUUCCCUAGGACAGUGGUUCAAGCAGAGAAGCUUGAUGAAAUGCUUGGAAAGCAAGGGACAAAAAUUGAUAAGGUUCUCAAUUUUGCUGUUGAUGAUUCAAUUUUAGAAGAAAGAAUUACCGGCCGUUGGGUCCAUCCUUCUAGUGGUCGUACCUACCAUACAAAGUUUGCUCCUCCGAAAGUAUCAGGAGUUGAUGAUGUUACUGGUGAGCCAUUGAUCCAGCGAAAGGAUGAUACAGCAGCAGUUCUGAAGUCGAGGCUGGAAGCUUUCCACAGGCAAACUGAACCUGUUAUUGAUUAUUAUUCAAAGAAGGGGGUCGUUGCUGAACUUCACGCUGAAAAGCCAGCGAAGGAAGUCACGGCUGAGGUUCAGAAAGUGCUAUCAUCAUAAUAAUUGUCUUGACUGUAUCUUUUUUGACUUUGAACUUUCAACCAGGUUAUCUGGUUUUAUACUGGAAUCCGAUACAUUCGGAUCGGCUAUUCUUCUUCAACAAUUUCGAGAAUUGUUCUACAAACGUUUUUUUGUUCCUGUGCAUUUGCUACCAUGUAACAGUUUAAUUUAAGUGCUGAUGCCACAAUAAAUUCUUAAUGUUACAUCUA
Molecule: messenger RNA, 1189 nt
Organism: Nymphaea colorata (pocket water lily)
Lineage: Eukaryota; Viridiplantae; Streptophyta; Magnoliopsida; Nymphaeales; Nymphaeaceae
Product: adenylate kinase 4
Exons: 6
Coding region: 246-980 (244 amino acids)
Biological process (GO): nucleobase-containing compound metabolic process
Cellular component (GO): mitochondrion; cytoplasm
Molecular function (GO): ATP binding; AMP kinase activity
Source: RefSeq, a predicted model, not a curated record